Molecule: messenger RNA, 926 nt
Organism: Anneissia japonica
Lineage: Eukaryota; Metazoa; Echinodermata; Crinoidea; Comatulida; Comatulidae
Product: G2/M phase-specific E3 ubiquitin-protein ligase-like
Exons: 4
Coding region: 204-533 (109 amino acids)
Source: RefSeq, a predicted model, not a curated record
GGCAAAGGCAAGGACACUGACAGCUGUAGAGGAUAUGAGUGCAGCACAGAAAAGAAUUGCAGCUUCUAGAUUGGUCAAGGAAAUUGAAGCUAAGAACAUAAUUUUAAAAACCUAGCUAUGGAAGAUGAUAAUAAAAGCCCAGAAAGCACUGUGCAACUUUCUUUAAAGCACUGAACAAAGGAUAGUAUGAGGUAUCUGGCAGGAUGAUAGCAUACUUCCUUAUGCAUAGAGGGCCAUCACCAAAUUUUCUAAGCAAGACAUGCUAUACGGCUAUUGUUAAAGGCCUACCAGCUGCAGCUGCUGAGGUCAAGACUGAUGACAUCGGGGAUGAAACAUUGAAAAACAACAUUAAGAAUCUAUCUCAAGCAACCGAUGAAAGUCGUUAUGAGGAAGCAGUGGAUGCAUUAAUGGACGCCAUCCAAGUGGCUGGGUUAGUUCCUCUGUCAAUGAAAAUUGACAACAAGGAAGAUCUGGCCAACGCUCUUACACGUUUUGUUGUGCUUGACAAAGCUGCCAUAGUUUAUGACAGGUAGGUACCAGCAUUCUGAUAAUGUUUGUAACAUUCAUUGAUGACAAAAGCACAGGCUUAAAUGUUGAGAGGUGAAAGUAUCAACCAUCCUUCAGGUUUCGAGAUGGGCUUGCUCAAUUUGGUCUUCUGAAUGAAAUGCAGGCAAAGCCAACUAUUAUGCAACAGCUUUUUGUUUACAAUGCAAACAAGGUAACGGCAAAAGAUUUCCUCUAACUGUUGACAAUCAAAUGUUCGGAAAAGGGCAGCAAUAGACAGCAAAGUAACAAUCUAUGAACUCAAUCAAUGAAUAAAUUAUUCAACAAUACAGUAUAUUAAUAGGGUUCUUAAUGGGAUAAAGAUAAUGUGUGCAAUAAAAUAUACUUUCUUAGUUUUAUAAAACAUUUCAUAGCAAAAUAAA